AUGAAGCUCCUUAACGUUGCAGGCGCUCUUCUCUUUGCCAAUGCGGCUCUCGGCGCCCGCUUUACAGAAAGGCGCCGGGCCAGACUGGCUCAGCGUGCUCCCGGCAGCGUUUCCCGUACGGGCUUUGGCCAGCCGCUGAUUGCAGCCGAUGGACUGGACAUUGACGAAGAUGCCGCCACCAACGGCACAGCCGAUGUUGACUACAGCUCCAACUGGUCUGGCGCCGUCUUGAUCAGCACUGGCUACAAGUCUGUGACUGGCACGUUUGUCGUUCCCACGCCCAAGGCGCCCACCGGCGGCUCGUCCUCUACUCAGUACGCCGCCUCUGCAUGGGUUGGCAUUGAUGGCGACACAGCGUCCAACUCUAUCCUCCAGACAGGCAUAGACUUCUAUAUCGAGGACGGCGAGGCGUCGUACGAUGCCUGGUACGAAUGGUACCCGGACUACGCCUACACCUUCUCUGGCUUUUCCAUUUCGGCCGGCGACACGAUCACUGUCACCGUAACUGCUUCGAGCACAUCUUCUGGCAAGGCUGUCAUCAAGAACGCUAGCACCGGAAAGUCGGUCACGCACUCUUUCAGCAGCGAGUCCAACACUCUAGAGGAACUGAAUGCCGAGUGGAUUGUGGAAGACUUUGAAGAGGAUGGUGGUCUGGUUCCCUUUGCCAACUUCGGUACGGUGACCUUUACAGAUGCUACGGCGAUCGGGAGCGAUGGAACUGUGGGACCCGACGGUGCCACUCUCAUUGACAUCCGUCAGAGCGGCAAAGUCCUGACCUCCGCCUCCCUCUCUGGAGGUGAUGUCGUUGUCAGCUACGUCGGUUAA
This is a messenger RNA of Grosmannia clavigera kw1407, 825 nucleotides long. Its product is annotated as acid proteinase. The record is from RefSeq and is a predicted model, not a curated record. Gene Ontology annotation, molecular function: glutamic-type endopeptidase activity. Gene Ontology annotation, biological process: proteolysis. The coding region runs from base 1 to 825 and encodes 274 amino acids. NCBI's taxonomy places the organism in Eukaryota, Fungi, Ascomycota, Sordariomycetes, Ophiostomatales, Ophiostomataceae. The transcript is spliced from 2 exons.